GGCCUGAUUUCGCGCUCCUGAAGGCAUCCCGCCAUUGGCUGCAGGUCGGCAACGGACGAUGGCAGCGGGCAUCGGCACGGCAGAAAGGGAGAGCCCUGGCGUCUUCUGUGAUGCCGGUCUUCGCCGCCGCCGCCGCAGUGGACCGAGCGCGGAAAAGCCUUCUUCGUACACUGGUUUUCUCCUGCCUUCCUCUCCCACCGCGACGCGGUCGUCGCUUGCCGGAGUCCCCCCGCGAAAGUUGAACGAGACUCCUCGGCGCGCAUCCUCCAGGGGCGAUCGCUCUUCGCGAAGGUCCGCACGUUCUCCCAGCGGUUGAGUGGGCAUGAACCGACGGUCGCUACAGCCCGAGCGGCUGCGCCGAAGUCGCUCCGGCGUGACCCUCAACGGUGCCACGGCCAGGGUCUUCGUUGUCUGCGUCGUAUUCGCGGUCACCAGCUGCUGCGCCAGUGUCGCACUAGCCGAUGAAAACGCGGCCCCAUUGGGAGAUGUAACGACGUCCUCAGCUUUCGCAGAUGACGACAGUACAACGAGAAAUGAUCCCGCCGACGAUGCGACGCCGCAGCCGCCUCCCAAGCUCACCUGGGAAGGAUUUAUGCACAACAUGACAACCAGCUUCGGGACUGUGCUGCACAAGAUCUUUCCCCUCAUGGUCAGGGCCAGCUCGGAAGUGGAAAUCGGGCCUGAAUGUAUGGCCAGCUACUUCAAGCUCUUCCUUGGACUCCGGAAACUCAAAGGCUGGGCGGUCAGACUGGUGGACGCGACGGGCAAGCCAGCCGAUGGCCUCCUGGAGGGCACAAUGGCCUUCGUUGGUGCCUUCGACGAGUGCCUGGAUACGGUUGUCUGGGACGAGCACGACAGCUCGCGGCUCGUCUUCCGAGGUCGCUACUGCACCGCCCAAGUAGCACCCAAGUUCACGCUGAGGGACCUAUUCCACAACGAGUCCCAGGCCCACAACGAGCUGGCUACGUACCUACCGAAGAAGGCCAUGCUGAAAAAUGCGCUACGAAUUCCGGGAAAUCACGUGAUUUUUCGGGUUGGCCUUUGCGUCCCUUCAACAUGCUCUAAAGACGACAUUGAACGGAUGGUAAAAUACACCGUGAAACAGAUGGACAUGAAAGCCGAGGUGACCGAAUGCUUGCAGAGGGACGAAAACAAGCCGCUGUCUGUUAUCCAAAUCACUGUCAUCACGUUACUUGCCGCUUUCCUGUCGCUGACGAUCAUAGGCACCGUUACGGACAUCACAAUCAAGGAGCGACGUCAUCCCAAGGCACCGGCCUCCGAGAAACACGGCAGACCCCUGGAGGCACUGCUGUGCUUCUCGGCGUACAGCAACGCGCGCAAGCUUUUCGCGCCAGAGGACAAACCGGACAGCCUGCGGGCGCUUCACGGCAUCCGCUUCCUGUCCAUGACUUGGAUCAUCUUCGGCCACAGCUACUUCUUCAUCGAGCACGUCCAGCCCUUCCGCGGGCUGUUCAAUGGCCACGAGAUGUACUCGGACAAUUUCUUCUUCUCCGGCGUCAUCAAUUUCACGCUGGCCGUGGACUCGUUCUUUUUCAUCAGCGGUUUGCUGGUCGUGUACACCAACUGGAAAGAGCUCACGGAGUCUAACGGCCGCCUCAACGUAAUCAGGUUCCUGUUCAACAAAUACUGGAGGAUGAUGCCGCCUCUUCUUCUAUCCCUGGGCCUGUUGUUCCUGAUGCCCGUCCUGGGAGACGGCCCUUUCUGGAACGACAUCAUGGGCACCGAAAUCCGCCUCUGCGAGAAGUCCUGGUGGUCAAAUCUUUUGCUCAUCAACAACUUCUGGGAUUCGAAGGAGAUGUGUCUCGUCGCCACGUGGUACCUGGCGUGCAACUUCCAGUUCUUCGUCCUGUCUAUUUUCAUCUUAAUACCGCUGUACAAUUGGCCUACUGUGGGGUUGACCGCAACAUUCUUGCUGCUGCUGGCCGGGAGCAUCGUAUCCGGCGUUAUCACGUUCAUGUCUGAUCUUCCCCCGGGGCUCAUUUUCUACCCGGACCUCGACACUGUGUCUAACCUGGUGACCUACGUGUACCACAAGCCUUACAACCAUAUUGGAUCCUACUGUGUCGGCGUAUUUCUGGGAUACGUCAUUGUGAGACAUCGAGACAUCAAACUCAAGCCGCUCACGCAGGUGAUUGGAUGGUGCACGUCAUUCUCGGUGGGCGUGGCAGUGCUGUGGGCAGCUUACCGCUGGAACGCCGAGCUGCCCAGCGCUCCUGUGGCCGCGCUGUACGCCGCCACGCACCGCGUCGCCUGGUGCAUCGCGCUUGCCUGGCUGACCUUCGCUUGCGUCGCGGGACACGGAGGCUUCCUGGACUCCUUGCUGUCGUGGCCGCCGUUCAACGCGCUGGGGAACCUGGCCUUCAUGGCGUACCUGAUGCAUCCGCUGGUCAUCCUCUACCACUCCAGCAGGACCAGAGACCUCAUCUAUUACAGUCAGUACGAGAAGGUGUACGCCUUCUGCGGCCAUUUCCUCAUCACGCUGGUGCUGUCAACGUUCUUCUACGUGAUCGUCGAGAUGCCGUUCACGCGGGUAGGAGCGAUGCUGCUCCGGACGCGCCUCUUCCGCAAGCCAUCGCGGCGCCCGGGCGCCGUCAGCGGUGGCGGGACCGAGAGCGGCCCGGGAGUGCGGAAGCCGUCCAGACCGGCCUCGGCCAUUGUAGCCGACAUUGCUCGCGGCGUGACGCCGUUGGCCUUCAUCAAGGCCAGGGCCCACGGCACCGCGAGGCGCAGCGGUUCCGCGCAGGCCGCCGAGCUGAGUGCCACCCCCGACUGCGGCAGGCCCACCAACGGACGCUUCCGGAAGACCGGAGACUCGAGCCACCUAUGAUGAGGGUGAAGUGGGCCGGGGCAAGACACGCCUAUGCGCCCUCUUUGUGACGUCACAUAGGGUAAUCGGUGCCUUUGUACGCGCCUUUCUGCAAAUGAGGGACACGAGUACCGCUUUGCCUUCACGCUCCACGAAGCUGACGCAAGAACCUAACCUUACGCUCAGUUUAAUGCUCAAAUGGCUUAAGCCAUUGGGUUGGUUGCUUCAUGGCGGGUAAAAGAAAAUCAAUGAUAUGCUUUACAUCCUUUAACUCCAAGAAAGAGAAGUGAAAUUGAAUGCAAAUAUGAUUAGACGUGAAUUAAGCUUUAUGGCAAUGGCAGGCCUUACAGAUGCAAAUACAUGCUUAGCGGUCGUUUCUCUGCGAGAAAGCGUGACAUAUUACUCUAGGGCAUUUGUUUAACAAAGAUGCCCUGUAUCGCAGGCUUGUUUGCUAGACAUUGGAUGCGCGCAUUAUGCCUUGCUUUAUUAUUUUUUUUCUUUACGUGCUGAAGUUUAUCUUUCUCUCGGCGGCAUUGUUUUAGUGGAAAGGAAACUGGAGGCUUCUCCCCAUAGCUGCACGGGUAUGCUAAUUCUAGGUAUUCAUCAAGCUGUCCGUGACCUUGUUACUAACCGUCGUGGCGGGUUUCACCGACGAAAGGGGCCGCAAACGAGAAGAUGGCUAGCAUUCGACAAUGACCUUUUUUUACGGAAGAAAUGUUUUGCGAACCCGGUGCCAUGCAUUUUAAGGAGCUUACAGAAUUCAUAUAGUGCAUCCCUCCCUCCGCCCUCCCCCCUUUUUUUUUGCCUGUCACACGGAUGAUCUAGGUGAUUACACCGUGAGCAGCAAUAUUUGUGAUCGACGGCUUAAGUAGUUGCUACACUUCUUUUUUUUACAUACGUGGGGGCAUAUUCGGCAGAGGUAAAACGGAUUUUCUUCUUAUAUUGAAUGGUUUCUCGACAGUGUCAAACAACUUUUCCAACCUAAUGCGGUGGAAUUCAAAAGUGAUCAUCUUUUACUCGGCGAGCCUUCCGUUCAGUAUUUUUUCAUACAUGAUUACUGUCAUUGAAAGCCCUUCUAUCUAGAACACAGGGUAAUUUCGCAGGAAAAAUACGACCGCGCACUUGUGUGGUAUCACUCAUUCUGUUUGUUAGAAAUAUUUAGCAUGCAUGCACUUGCCACCGACUGCACAUGCUUUGUCCAUAGUGCACGAAUAGGUGUCAAAUCUUCGUAGUUAGCCCUCAGAGCAAAAGUUGCCCAGUCGCUCUUUCGUCCUAACGUAACCGAAAGCGGUGCGUACUGUCAAUAAGCCUGGGCUUUAAUCUGACACGGAACUUCACUGCGUGAGAUGUUCCGUGAUAGUGUCUUUGGCACUGAUUGCAACACAGGGUCUGUAACGUUAUUACCGAAUUCGAUGAAUUCCUUUUUAGUAUCAUUUAUCUUUGACGUUGUUCUCUUACAUUUAGUUCGGUGUGUGUUUAUCUGACGGCGUUCCAAGAGUGGUGGAGUGUGCGUAUGGACAAUUUCCGAUGUUUAUUCUGAUGUGUGCUACUUUGACAGCACUUCCAAAACAUUAACAUUUCUCGUUAACAGCUUUACUAAGCAGUGUAUACUUCCCUAUAUGACAGCUGUUAUUAUCGGGUUCAAAAAUCAAAGCACUUUCCGCACAUUCAUACUAAAGAACACCCAUGUUUCCUUUGCUUCAUUAAUACCGUAUAUUAUGUAUUUCACGUCUCUGUAAACUUGAUGAAAAAAAAAAAGACUUUGGCGUUCUAUUACGUGAUGCUAGCCAUGCAUGAUACAAGCUUCGAGGUCUUUAGCGAAAGAUGGUACGGCAGUAUUUCUUUUUUAUCUUAUUUUUUUUUCUUUUUCUCGUAGAAAGAUAUAUGCUCGUUUUAUGUUGGCGAUCUUUCUGUGAAUAAAUGUUUUGUUCAUCAGCGUU
Rhipicephalus sanguineus (brown dog tick) is the source of this 4767-nucleotide messenger RNA. RefSeq names its product nose resistant to fluoxetine protein 6. The record is from RefSeq and is a predicted model, not a curated record. The transcript has 15 exons. Gene Ontology annotation, molecular function: acyltransferase activity, transferring groups other than amino-acyl groups. The coding region runs from base 323 to 2848 and encodes 841 amino acids. NCBI's taxonomy places the organism in Eukaryota, Metazoa, Arthropoda, Arachnida, Ixodida, Ixodidae.